ACCAUACGUCACCACCCACUACGAGUUCGCACACAUUCCAACUCCUUCUCAAUUACUCACACCAUUUACCAUCGAUCAUCGUUCACAAUGGCAUCAACGAGCGAUCUCGCAGAUUUGAAAACGCCGCCGGCCUGCGUUGCCGACUUCUGUCUCAUUCCACUAGGCACUCCGACAGCUUCCGUGUCCAAGGAAGUCGCAGAAGUCCAGCGCCUGCUAAAGAAGAGUGGCUUAAACUACUCGAUGCAUUCUGCGGGGACCACUGUUGAGGGCUCAUGGGACGACGUAAUGCGCGUCAUCGGUCUGUGUCAUGCCCUCCUUCAUCAAAACGGCAUUGUGCGGAUUCAGAGCGAUAUCCGGGUGGGGUCGAGGACGGAUAAGAAGCAGGGGUUCAAGGACAAGGUGGAGGCUGUGGAGAAGUUGUUGAAGGAGGAUGAGAAGUGAAGUGUCGUGUGACAAGGGGUGUAGAAUGAAUUCAGUUCAGAGCUCGAAGGUAUGCAACGGUUGUCGUGCCAUGGUCGCUAUGUACCUCGACAUGUUACACAGGCUAUUCAUCCACAACAUUUGCUCACGAUGAUACAAAGAUUCACAACAAAGGUCGCACAGGGAGUCGUCCCCGCGGAUUUUCUUGCCAAGGGGCUCAUUAGCGAUAGAAACCCCACCCCUUAUCGUCGAUUGGCUGUCUUCUACGCGACGUAGUAAACUUGUUAGGCAUGCUGGCUAUAAUGACGAUGUUAAGUAGCUUUCAGGGAGGAACAGGGUAUGUUUGCUGGCACACGCGCAAGGAGAGAUGAGGACGAGACAA
Molecule: messenger RNA, 802 nt
Organism: Cucurbitaria berberidis CBS 394.84
Lineage: Eukaryota; Fungi; Ascomycota; Dothideomycetes; Pleosporales; Cucurbitariaceae
Product: cell wall biogenesis protein-like protein Ecm15
Exons: 2
Coding region: 88-441 (117 amino acids)
Cellular component (GO): cytosol
Source: RefSeq, a predicted model, not a curated record